AUGGCUUCUUCAUCUUCUUCUUCUUCUUACGAUGUGUUCAUCAAUUUCAGGGGUGCAGAUACUCGUCAUAACUUUGUCUUUCUGCUUUACGAUGCUCUGAAAAGAAACGGAAUCCAUGCCUUCAUAGAUAGCAAAGAACUAUGGGAAGGAGAAGAGAUUUGCUCGUCGCUUCUAAGUGCAAUCCAAGGGUCUGAAAUCUUGAUUCCGAUCUUCUCUAAAAACUAUGCAGAUAGCAAAUAUUGCCUCCUGGAACUUGCUGAGAUAUGGGAGUGCAGCAGCCAUUUAUCUGAUCAAGAUAAAACCAUUCUGCCAAUAUUCAUUGAAAUCGAGCCACGGGAUGUUCGACAUCAGACCGGUAGUUUUGAGGGACCAUUUCAGGAACACCAGGAGAAGUGUGAUCCAGAUGAUGUAAAGAGUUGGAAGAAUGCUUUGACUGAGGUGGGGAAACUGAAGGGAUGGACUCUCAUGGGGGACCCAACUAUUGAGUAA
Molecule: messenger RNA, 489 nt
Organism: Telopea speciosissima
Lineage: Eukaryota; Viridiplantae; Streptophyta; Magnoliopsida; Proteales; Proteaceae
Product: disease resistance protein L6-like
Exons: 1
Coding region: 1-489 (162 amino acids)
Biological process (GO): signal transduction
Source: RefSeq, a predicted model, not a curated record